CGGCUUCCUAUAAACAUUGCUUUUAUCGUUGGUAUUGGUCAUUUGACUAAUGUUGACUUUGUCUUUCAUUUCAGAGGAGAUGAAUUCACCAUGUCUCCAUCACCAGCUCAGAGGAACACGCACCUGGCCAUUUAUUUUAUCACCAUCCUCACUGGAUUUCCAACCAACCUACUGGCGCUCCACGCCUUGAUCCAAAAGCUGCGCAACAAGGCCACGCCCAAUGCCAUACUCCUCUUCAACUUGACCAUUUCAGAUCUAUCGUUCCUAACGUUCCUUCCUUUCAAGGUAGCAGAAAUCCUUCAAGGCCAGUGGAAAAUGCCAUCGUUCCUGUGCCCUCUCAGUGGGUUGUUCUACUUCAGCACCAUUUACUCCUCCACCUUGUUCCUGACUGCUGUCAGCGUAGAGAGGUUCCUGGGUGUGGCCUACCCUCUUAAGUACAAACUUUACCGAAAGCCCAGCUAUGCCGCGGCCAUAAGUGGUUUCCUGUGGGUUUGUUCCUUUGCUCACUGCAGCAUCGUCUACGUUACGGAGUACAAAAAUGAUGCCAAUGCCAGUAUGAGGAUUGUCUGUUACGACAACUUCACGGAGAAGCAGAUGGAAGUCCUUGGACCUUUCCGCCUUGAAUUAGGAAUAGUGCUUUUCUGCUUUCCUUUUCUAAUAACCUGCUUCUGCUACUGCAGCUUCAUCAGGAUUCUGGUAUCUUCUCCGCACAUCCACAGAGAGAAGAAGCAACGGGCCAUCGGACUGGUCAUUACCACCUUGAGCGUCUUCGCUAUAUGCUUCGCCCCUUACAACGCUUCUCACCUGGUUGGGUUUGUGCAGAGGAAGAACGUCUCCUGGAGGGAUGAAGCUCUGCUCCUCAGUACACUCAACACUUGCCUGGAUCCCAUCAUAUUUUACUUCUCUUCCACUGCCGUACAGCAUUCUUGCAGGAGGUGCUUAGUAAAGCUGGGCCUUUGUAAAACUCAUUCAGCGCUAAAAAAAAUUAUCGGCGAACCCCACAUUAAAACAAACCCGCCGGACAUUUCUGACAGCCAGUUCCAUAGCUCAAAACUUUAAUAUUUGUGACCAUGACUUGUGAUUUUGAUGUUACUGUGGUUGCAAAACCAUAUAAAGCGGAGGUCAUUUCCUGGGUCCCUGGGCAUGUAUCACAAGCAUACAAUGGAACAUUCCAUCAAUAUACAGACGUGUGACAAUGGGUCCUGCAAUGGUAUAAGCCCAGGACAUUUAGACAUUCAACACUUGGUCAAUGGAAGACUCAAAACAGCUGAGUAAAAAGAAAAUAAACCUAAAAAUCCAAAUAUAUAUAUAUAUAUAUAUAUAUAUAUAAAUUUAAGGCCUACAUUCAAGUAUACACUGUGUAUCAUCUCUGGUACUAAACAUCUCAGGGAAUAAACAACUGUAGUGCAGACUCCCACACCUCUGUACAUAUAACCCACUUAAUGGAAGAUACAGACAUUUAUUGCAAUGGUCAAAAACUGUGUGAUACAGGUCUGUCUUGGUUAACAGUUCAUGAAUAGAAAUAUUGACUAAUGGUAAAUACGUGAAAUGAAAACGUCCUCUUGUGACUACACCAAUGGGAAUGUGCCUCUAUAGCAGGAGAUAUUUGUUUGAACCCCGAUUUCUCCACCGUCCCCCUUUGGUUCUGUAUAGGUUAUACGCACAGCUGUUGAGUACAUGGUGGUGUUCUUUGUUCCUAUAUUUAAAAGAAACUAUAAUUUAAUAUGUAUAUUUUUCCUUUUGGGUGUGUCUGUAUAGUUAUGUGAUUCAUUUCUUGAUUCUCAGGGAGACUCGAUGUGUUUGAACUGCAAAAGAAGCCUGAAAACAAAUAUAUUUAACUUCAAAUAAA
Molecule: messenger RNA, 1849 nt
Organism: Xenopus tropicalis (tropical clawed frog)
Lineage: Eukaryota; Metazoa; Chordata; Amphibia; Anura; Pipidae
Product: free fatty acid receptor 2
Exons: 1
Coding region: 91-1059 (322 amino acids)
Biological process (GO): signal transduction; G protein-coupled receptor signaling pathway
Cellular component (GO): plasma membrane; membrane
Molecular function (GO): G protein-coupled receptor activity
Source: RefSeq, a predicted model, not a curated record